UUGGUAACCAGAACAUUUGCGACAAGAUUGCCUUCGGAAAAACUGCCGACGCGAUCCUCGCUAAAACCAAAUCCAUCGCAGAAUGUGCGCGACAGCCCUCCGAGCUCUGAAGGGCCAGGGGCUUCGUUUGCGACGGAGUCACGCUCAACAUCGCGUGGUCGCUUCCCGUUUUCUACUCUACACGAGGAGCUGGCUCAUCAGAGUAUUUCCGCGACACUUCAUGACGAGCUGACCGCUCAACGGAGCAACACCUGA
This is a messenger RNA of Danaus chrysippus (African queen), 255 nucleotides long. Lineage: Eukaryota; Metazoa; Arthropoda; Insecta; Lepidoptera; Nymphalidae. The record is from the annotation of a GenBank genome assembly.